This is a messenger RNA of Pelodiscus sinensis (Chinese soft-shelled turtle), 1166 nucleotides long. The record is from RefSeq and is a predicted model, not a curated record. NCBI's taxonomy places the organism in Eukaryota, Metazoa, Chordata, Testudines, Trionychidae.
CCAUGAGAAGAAGUCAGUGUAGCCCACAAAGGCAGCAGGGAAACCAUUUAGGAGAGGGACAGGGUAAAUCCAGUCACAGAAGCAGAGGGGUGAAAACAAACACAGAAACUGUUCAACAGAAAAUCCCCCAUCAGCAGUUACCCUGCGCUUGCAGUGACCGUGCAAUUCUUAUUAAACAUGUAAGAGCCCACACAGGAGAGAAGCCCUUCAAAUGCUCUGAUUGUGGGGAAAACUUCAAUGAAAGCUCAGACCUUGAUAAACACAAGAGAGCCCACACAGGGAAGAAACCCUUCAGCUGCUCCACUUGUGGGAAAAGCUUCAGUGAGAACUCAAAUCUUGUUAGACAUAUGAGAAUACACACAGAGGAGAAACCCUUCAGCUGCUCCGCCUGUGGGAAAAGUUUCAAGGAGAGGUCAGACCUUGUUAAACAUGAAAGAACCCACACAGGAGAGAAACCCUUCAGUUGCUCAGACUGUGGGAAAAGCUUCAGUCAGAGUUCAAACCUUGUUGCACAUAGGAGAACCCAUACAGGAGAGAAACUUUUCAGCUGCUCUGUGGGAAAAACUUCAGUGAGAGCACACUCCUUGUUAAAUAUAAGAGAACCCACACAGGGGAGAAACCCUUCAGCUGCCCUGACUGUGGGAAAAGCUUCAGUCAGAGAUCACACCUUGUUAUCCAUAGGAAAACGCACACAGGGGAUAAACACUUCAGCUGCUCUGACUGUGGGAAAAGCUUCAAGGAGAGGUCAGACCUUAUUAAGCAUGAAAGAAGCCACACAGGAGAGAAACCCUUCAGAUGCUCUGACUGUGGGAAAAGCUUUAGUUGCAGCUCACACCGUAUUGAACAUUGGAGAAGCCACAAAGGGGAGAAACCCUUCAUCUGCUCUGACUGUGGGAAAUGCUUCAGUCGGCGCUCACACCUUAUUGAUCACCAGAUAAUACAUACAAGAGAGACACCCCAUAACUGCACCAAUUGUGGAAAAGGCUUCAAACACAGGUCAGAUUUUAUUAAACAUAGCAGAACCCACACAGGGGAGAAACCCUUUAGCUGCUCUGACUGUGGAAAAAGUUUCAGUCAGAGCUCAAAUCUUGUUAGACAUUGGAGAAUCCACACAGGGGAGACAUCCUAUAACCUGAGUUCCCUUUAAGUCAGGCCUGGGCAAAAUA